UUGCAGAAUGAAGAAGAGCCUGGAGAGCCGGAACAAGCUGCAGGGGACGCUCCUCCACCUUAUAGCAGCAUCUCUGCAGAGAGUGCAGCAUAUUUUGACUACAAAGAUGAGUCUGGGUUUCCAAAGCCCCCAUCUUACAAUGUGGCUACCACACUGCCCAGUUAUGAUGAAGCUGAGAGAACCAAAGCUGAAGCUACUAUCCCUUUGGUUCCUGGAAGGGAUGAGGAUUUUGUGGGUCGGGAUGAUUUUGAUGAUCCUGACCAGAUGAGGAUAGGAAACGAUGGGAUUUUCAUGUUAACUUUUUUCAUGGCAUUCCUCUUUAACUGGAUUGGGUUUUUCCUGUCUUUUUGCCUGACCACUUCAGCUGCAGGAAGGUAUGGGGCCAUUUCAGGAUUUGGUCUCUCUCUAAUUAAGUGGAUCCUGAUUGUCAGGUUUUCCACUUACUUCCCUGGAUAUUUUGAUGGUCAGUACUGGCUCUGGUGGGUGUUCCUGGUUUUAGGCUUUCUCCUGUUUCUCAGAGGAUUUAUCAAUUAUGCAAAAGUCCGGAAGAUGCCAGAAACUUUCUCAAAUCUCCCCAGGACCAGAGUUCUCUUUAUUUAUUAA
Molecule: messenger RNA, 603 nt
Organism: Lipotes vexillifer (Yangtze River dolphin)
Lineage: Eukaryota; Metazoa; Chordata; Mammalia; Artiodactyla; Lipotidae
Gene: NDFIP1
Product: Nedd4 family interacting protein 1
Exons: 6
Biological process (GO): metal ion transport; ubiquitin-dependent protein catabolic process; vacuolar transport
Cellular component (GO): perinuclear region of cytoplasm; Golgi apparatus; endoplasmic reticulum
Molecular function (GO): WW domain binding
Source: RefSeq, a predicted model, not a curated record